This is a messenger RNA of Cannabis sativa, 2198 nucleotides long. Its product is annotated as protein NRT1/ PTR FAMILY 4.5. Gene Ontology annotation, molecular function: transmembrane transporter activity. The transcript has 6 exons. Gene Ontology annotation, cellular component: membrane. The record is from RefSeq and is a predicted model, not a curated record. NCBI's taxonomy places the organism in Eukaryota, Viridiplantae, Streptophyta, Magnoliopsida, Rosales, Cannabaceae. Gene Ontology annotation, biological process: transmembrane transport. The coding region runs from base 265 to 2025 and encodes 586 amino acids.
AAUUAAUAUGGUAGGUAAAAACCUUUUGUUUUCUUAAUCUCAUUAUUUGCUUAAUAUAUUAUAAAUGUGGGCGGAGAUGCUUCUUAUUGAUUCCAUUUUCUAAUCAUUGGCUGUAUGUGGGAUGAGUACUACUACUCAAAUAUCGUCUAUAUAAAUAAAAGUAUAUAUAUACAUGAUAUAUAUCCCAUCAAAUUAACUCAUAAUAUUAUAUAUAUAACAAUAUUGUUGAUCACCCUUUUCCCAUUCUCCUAAGAAUUAUCAUUAAUGGAGACGAUGAACAGUAGAGAUUUUGAAGUUGGCUCUAAAUCAUCCAAUAAUGAUGAGACGAAUAAGAACAAAGCAUUAAUAAGUAAAAAGCAAGGAGGAAAUAGAGCUGCACUAUUUGUAUAUGCAACGGAGGGUUUGGAGAACAUGGCGUUCAUUGCCAUAGCAGUAAGCUUAGUGACUUACUUCUAUGGUUACAUGAAUUACAGCUUGACGAAAUCAUCAACCAUGCUCACCAAUUUUAUGGGAACUUCUUUUCUGUUGGCACUCGUAGGUGGAUUCAUAUGUGAUACAUAUUUAACCAGAUUCAAAACUUGUCUCAUCUUCGCCUCCUUCGAAUUGCUGGGAUAUACACUUUUACUGGUGCAAGCCCAUCGAAGUGAACUAAGGCCCCCAAAAUGCGUAGAUAAUAUUAAUCACCAAUGCGUAGAAGCAACCACAGGAGAGGCCUCAAUCCUAUACGUGGGGCUCUACCUUGUUGCUCUGGGGACUGGAGGAAUCAAAGCAGCACUCCCAUCAUUGGGUGCUGACCAGUUCGAUGAGAGGGAUCCAAAGGAGUCGAGUCAAUUGUCGAGUUUCUUCAACUGGUUCUUGUUCAGCCUCACCAUUGGAGCAAUCUUUGGUGUAACGGUGGUGGUUUGGAUAAGCACCAAUAAGGGAUGGGAUCGUGGCUUUGCUGUUUGCCUUGUAGCUGUCUUCUUUGCCCUUCUUUCUCUUACUUUCGGCAAAUCUUUGUAUCGCCAUAACGUUCCCAAAGGAAGCCCACUCCUCCGUUUUAUAAGAGUUUUCGUGGCUAGUAUUAAAAAUCGUAAGCUUCCUAUUCCAGAGAAUUCAGAUGAACUAUAUGAGAUUGGAGAAGACAAAGAAGCUGCAAUAUUAAAUAACCAUCAAGAAUUCCUUCAAAGAACAGACCAAUUCAAGUGCUUGGACCGAGCAGCAGUGAUAAGGACAGAUGGUAUAACAGGAAAAUGGAGAGUGUGCACAGUUACUGAAGUUGAAGAAACAAAGAUAUUAGUUAGAAUGCUUCCCAUUAUACUAAGCACAGUCUUCAUGAACACAUGCUUGGCACAACUCCAAACAUUCUCAGUUCAACAAGGCACCACAAUGGACACAACCAUCAAUGGCUUUGAAGUUCCAGCAGCCUCAAUCCCAGUCAUCCCACUCCUCUUCAUGUUCAUUCUCAUCCCAAUUUAUGACAAGAUCUUCGUCCCCAUUGCUCGAAGAAUUACUGGCAUUCCCACAGGUAUUCGCCACCUUCAGCGCAUAGGAGUAGGCCUAGUCCUCUCAGCUAUUUCUAUGACUGUAGCGGGAAUAGUAGAAAAGAAGAGAAAGAAUGUUGCCAUUGAGCAUGGCAUGGUCGAUAGCCUCGCUCCCUUACCAAUAAGUUUGCUCUGGCUAGGGUUUCAAUAUGCGAUAUUUGGAGCAGCGGAUAUGUUUACUUUGGUGGGUUUGCUUGAAUUCUUCUACGCUGAAAGCUCGGCAGGAAUGAAGUCUCUGAGCACAGCAAUCUCUUGGUGCUCUUUCGCCUUUGGGUACUACUUGAGCACGGUUGUGGUGGAGAUUGUGAACAAGGUGAGUGGUGGAUGGUUAGCCAAUAAUAAUCUCAACAGGGAUAAGUUGGAAUAUUUCUACUGGCUGUUGGCUGGGUUGAGUGUGGUGAAUUUUGGAGUUUAUGUGUUGUGUGCAUCUUGGUAUAGAUACAAAAAGUUGGAAGUACCAGUGGUCGAGAAAAAUGAUGUCUUGAAGGAAAUUAAACCUUGAUAUGUAAUAAACAUAAAUACCAUAUGGACUUGUACUGCAAGUACUUACAAUAACUUUUCUGAACACAAGAUUAUAUAAAAUUUAAUUAUGUUUUGAGAAGUUACAACAUGUGAUUAAAAAUGUUGCCUUUGCAUGCAUCUAAGUCAGAAACUUGAGGAAAGAGAAUCAAGAGA